Molecule: messenger RNA, 1143 nt
Organism: Penicillium canescens
Lineage: Eukaryota; Fungi; Ascomycota; Eurotiomycetes; Eurotiales; Aspergillaceae
Product: putative C2H2 finger domain protein
Exons: 4
Cellular component (GO): nucleus
Molecular function (GO): DNA binding
Source: RefSeq, a predicted model, not a curated record
GCUGAAUGCAUCAUCUCAAGCUGCCGAUUUGCGACACCGCUCCAGGAGCAACAUCUUUAUCUCACCCCGCAAUCGCGUCUUCUUCUCGACUCAACACGCACAGCCAUCAUGGGCAAGAAAAGACGUGGCCCCUCGCUCGAAGAGCUUCUCGCUCGUCCGUGGUGCUACUACUGCGAGCGCGACUUUGACGACCUCAAGAUCCUCAUUUCGCAUCAGAAAGCCAAGCACUUCAAGUGUGACCGAUGCCAGCGCCGAUUGAACACCGCAGGAGGCCUGUCUGUCCAUCUGAGUCAAGUUCACAAGGAACAACUUACCGAGGUGGACAACGCGCUGCCCAACCGAAUGGGCCUCGAUGUGGAAAUCUUCGGCAUGGAGGGUAUCCCCGAGGAUGUGCUCAAGGCUCACCAGCAGCGUGUUGCCACACAAUUCCAGCAGGCCGAGGUGGAGCGACAAGCCGUGACUGGAAACCCUCCUGCUGGCGCUUCCGCUAAUGGACAGCCGGCCAAGAAACCCAAGCUUGAGGCUGCUUCGGAUCUUAAGAAGCGAUUGGCUGAACACAGGGCCAAGCGCGCUGAGGCGCUUGCUGGAGGUAGCAGCGGUGAUGUAACCCCCACCAGUGCUGGACAGUCGGCGACGCCCACUGGAUUCGCGCAAUCUCCUCAGGCCGCCGCCGCUCCCGCUCUGGAUCAGCAACAGUCUUUCACUCCGGCCUAUGGCGGUGCCGCUGCCGCUCCCGCGUUUUCCUUCCCUCAGACCCACCCCCGACCGAGUGCCUUGCCAACUGCCUCGAACCUCCCUCAACGUCCCACAUUCGGCGCACCUACGGUCAACGCGCACCAAAUGCAACAGAUGCACAUGGGUCAUGUCCCGCAUUCACAGGCAACUCCAGCCUAUAAUGGAGAUGGAACAGUCUCCCAGUCUGUUGACGAUCUGAUUUCAGGAGCAGCGAAUGCCGCAGCGGCUUCCAAACCGACAGAGGGGGUUGAAAAGCCAGCCAAGAAAGACAAGUCGAAGCCAUCGGGUCACAUGAUUUACUCCCAUGAAACUAUCAGCCCAGAAGAGAGGAUGGCCGAGCUUCCCCGGUAUGCAUUCGUUCCAGAUACCACGGCCCAAACCGUCCUCGGCGAGGUCCCCCCGCCGUAG